Bactrocera latifrons is the source of this 1121-nucleotide messenger RNA. RefSeq lists its product as uncharacterized. Lineage: Eukaryota; Metazoa; Arthropoda; Insecta; Diptera; Tephritidae. The transcript has 4 exons. The record is from RefSeq and is a predicted model, not a curated record. The coding region runs from base 609 to 935 and encodes 108 amino acids.
CAGUUCGGAUGAAAAUAGUAACGCUCCUUGCACAUUAGAUGCAAUUGAAACGCUGCCCAUUUUUAAAUCAUGGGAGUUAAAUGAUGAUAUUUGCUCCAUUCUUGUGGACAACGGAGUGACAUCAAUGAUAAUUUUAACAAAAAUGGAUUGGGAAGAUAUCGACUGUUUAUUUGAAAAGGUUCCAACAAAAUUUUUUGGCGAAUGCAUUAAGUUUAAAGCGGGAUUAAGAGAAUGGAGGAAGAACAUGGUAAGUGCAGCAUAAUUUAACAACUUCUUUGGUGUACAUUUAUGCAAGCAUUUUUAGAAUAUACCGCUUGCACGUGAUGCAAGCACCUUGUCUGCGAGUAGUCGAAUUUUGGAGAGGUUAGAGAAAACUUCUGACGACUUAAAUGCAGCUAAAAGUUCAAGAGAUUCUUCACCAGUACUCCAGCCGACGUAUGAUAACUGCAUGGACAGUCGCAGCUUAACCGACCUUUGAAAAGGUAGGGUUAAAGGGCAGCUUGUGCUUCACUUUCAGCAGAAAAAUGGUUUCUUGGACGCCAAGCAGCAGAAUACAUUGUGACACUGCGUAAUAGAGAAUUAUAUAGGAAGGCGGAAAAAACUGACAUAUGGAGAAAUGCAAAAGUGGGCCAACAUCAUCUGCGAUGUACUCCCCAAAGAGAAUCCGGAAUUUUCUAGCAAGAAAACAUGGUAAGAAAAAUCCUAAGGGAAAGCUAUUUUCACGCUGGACGAAUGCUGACAAAACCAAUUAUAAAAAGUUUUCAACCGAUCGUACAACUACCGCUUCGYCAGCAGCUUUAUCCAGCGAUAAGUAUUACGAAAAGAAGUGCGGGCUGCAGAAUAAUUGCACACCAUGGGAACAGGUUAUUGAUUACUGGAAGGAGACAUCUGGUCAAAGAAUUAUAGAUAUGGAUAUCUAUAAGCGGCAUUUUUAGUGAAUGGCCGCGCUAUAAGGACUUUAGUGGAUAUGAACUUAAAUAGACUUUGAGACUCUUUACCCCGGGAAAGGAAAUAUGUUAUUUUUGUAAUUGGAGAAGUUUUAUAAGGAAAUCUUCAAAAUUUUUGAUAGAGAUAUAAAAACCCGUGUUUCAAGGGAACUGUUCUUAAAGUAUUUGCACAUU